UGAAGGGGAAAGUCGGUAAAGGCGGACACUGCGGGUAAGAUGGACACUUUCAAAAUUUCACAAACUAGAAUGUUUUAUGGAAAUUUGUUGAUGCAGAUAUUUUCUUUAUAAUAUGUCAAUACUUUUGAGACGCUCUGUUGAAUCACAGCAAGCGAGCUGUCAAAUUUGUUAACAAAAUAAACAUUUUCUUCGUGGACGUGCUAUUCGAUAUAGUUUCUACUCUACAGAAAAUAGGAAAAAUCUAGUGAAACUUCUGUGUUUCGUGUGUUUCAGACAGCAAUUACAAUUCAAUACGUCUUUUACUUGAUAACUGGUGAGAAUCCAGCGGUUUUUCGACGUUUCAGUACAGAGCUACGAUUGAUUGAAAAAAUUGCAGCCAGGUCGGGCAAGACGGACACAUUAAGAUGCCAACAAAAUACAUUCGUAAAAGUAAUCGGCAGUCAUGGACCACUCAGCAAUUGGAACAGGCCAUAAAGGCUGUUAAAAGUGGAUCACCAGUGAAAACAGCUGCGGAGAACUAUGCAGUUCCACGAACCUAGCUAAUUCGCCACCUGGCGGAGCCAGUUGUAUUAUCUCGAUUAGGACCACUUGAUUCCGCGUUCAAUCCCCAACAAGAAAAGGAGCUGGUACAGCAUCUACUGGAUUCGGAAAAGAGGUUCUAGGGAAUCACAAUAACCAACGUUCGAAAGCAUUUGAUUUGGCCGAUAAAAACGCAUUAAGGCACCCAUUCAACAAAUCUACCAAGAUGGUAGGAAGAGCUUGGCUAAGUAACUUUUUAAAACGAAAUCCCGAAUUGACUUUUCGUAAACCUGAAGCUACCUCUGCUGCCCGAGCAAGGGGCUUCAAUAAACCUUCUGUGUAUGCAUUUUACGAUUCACUGGAAGAAACGCUAAAGGAUCCUAAGUUUACGCCUGAUAGAAUUUUAAACGCCGAUGAGACUAGUGUUUGUACUGUCCCUCCCAAGAAGGUUAAAGUGGCAGCACUAAAAGGCAAAAAACAAGUGGGUGGCAUUACAUCUGCCGAACGCGGGGAAACAGUCACAGCCGUAAUGUGCAUGUCAGUGACUAGACAGCACCUCCCACCGUUUUCCAUUUUUCCUCGUCUGCGGAUGCACGAAACUUUAAAAAAAGGGGCACCACGUGGAAGCAAAUUUGCAUUUAACGCAUCAGGUUACAUGACAGCCGAGAUUUUCAAUGAGUGGUUUAAUCACUUUUUGGAGUACGUGAAACCAUCUGAAGACAAACCUGCCUUGCUUAUAAUCAAUGGUCACGCGUCGCACACGAAGAACCUAGCUUUCACCGAAACAGCUAGAGCUAACUUCGUUAAGGUUCUUGUUUUACCUCCCCACACUAGCAAUAAACUGCAACCGCUUGACGUGUCUUUCAUGGCACCCUUCAAAAUUACUCACAAGAAGUAGAUAAUUUCCUCCAGCAAAAUCCAGGUAAAGUUGUCAGACAAUAUGACAUCGUCAAGCUAAUGAAACCGGCAUUCAUCAAAGCGGCUACCCUGG
Molecule: messenger RNA, 1510 nt
Organism: Wyeomyia smithii (pitcher-plant mosquito)
Lineage: Eukaryota; Metazoa; Arthropoda; Insecta; Diptera; Culicidae
Exons: 3
Coding region: 746-1417 (223 amino acids)
Cellular component (GO): nucleus
Molecular function (GO): DNA binding
Source: RefSeq, a predicted model, not a curated record